UUUUUUUUUUUCCUUUUGGUUUUAAAUUUCUUUGUUGUUUCUUAAGAAACAUUUUUCAUAUGCUUUUGCAUGCUUCAAACUCAUGCAUGCAUGCUUGUAUACAUCACACAAAGUUUUGUUCUUUCUAUCAAGAUUCAGAUUUGAAGCUUGACUUCAACUCCAUAUGCUGAUUUAGUUUAGAUGUCAUUAAAUCAAUAAGAUGAAAGGAUUGCUAAAAGGUUUUAGAUACAUUACUCAAUUAUUUGAAAGUGACAAAGAGCCAGAAAUGCAGAUUGGUAUGCCAACAGACGUAAAGCAUGUGGCUCAUAUAGGAUGGGAUGGUCCAUCAGCUGUAAAUUCUACACCCAGCUGGAUGAAUGAGUUCAAAACACCAGCAGGAGGGCUUCAAUCAACACCUUUAGCUGAAGCAGGACAAGAGAGGUUGAGCCGAAAAGGUUCGAGGGCUCAAAGUUCUUCAACAAGAGACAUGCCCGACCUGCCUAAAUCAUCAAAGCGCACUUCAUCCACUAAAGAAAAUGCUUCUUCAACAAAGCAAUCGAAGAAGCCUUCCAAGUCGACUAGAAAACCCAAGGAUGCAAACCAAACAACCGAGACAACCACAAAAGACCCAAAGAAAAGUAGGCGAAAGAAGGUGAAAGACAUGGGUGGUGAAGGAAGCUCCAGGCGGUCCAGAACCACCCAGGAGUCAGAUACUCUGUCCGAGGCAGGGUCCCUAAUCAGUUGUGAUUCAGAGUUUGUAGAAGGGGAGGCUAAUUGAAAUGGAGAAAUUCCUGAUUUUCUUUUUAUCUGUAUGUAAACAUAUUGGUUGCUAGACCAUCUUUUUGCUUUAGUGGAAAUCAAGAAGAGUGUCAUGAAACUAGUAGGCAAGAAGGAAACAACAAA
Molecule: messenger RNA, 882 nt
Organism: Gossypium arboreum
Lineage: Eukaryota; Viridiplantae; Streptophyta; Magnoliopsida; Malvales; Malvaceae
Product: CRIB domain-containing protein RIC7
Exons: 5
Coding region: 200-757 (185 amino acids)
Source: RefSeq, a predicted model, not a curated record